This is a messenger RNA of Daucus carota subsp. sativus, 1812 nucleotides long. Its product is annotated as pyruvate dehydrogenase E1 component subunit alpha-3, chloroplastic. Gene Ontology annotation, molecular function: pyruvate dehydrogenase (acetyl-transferring) activity. Lineage: Eukaryota; Viridiplantae; Streptophyta; Magnoliopsida; Apiales; Apiaceae. Gene Ontology annotation, biological process: pyruvate decarboxylation to acetyl-CoA. The record is from RefSeq and is a predicted model, not a curated record. Gene Ontology annotation, cellular component: intracellular membrane-bounded organelle. The coding region runs from base 284 to 1597 and encodes 437 amino acids. The transcript is spliced from 3 exons.
GGAGUAAAUUGUAGAAGAAAAAAAAAACAGGUGGAAGUUGGGUUAAACAGCAGUAGGAGUUGGGUUUGCUCAUUUUGUGAGGCGGAAUUUACAAAGGGACAACAAUUCACUUACGCAUUAAACCAAACCCAUUUUUCUUUGUUAUCUCCGCCUCGUCCCUACUUUCAUUUCUUCGUUUUCUCCUCCUCCUCCCCCUUUAUAUUAUCUAUACAUCACCUCUGGUGUAUAUAUAUACUCUCCCUCUCUCUUGUACCCCCCAUUGCCAAGUAGAAGAGAUUACAAAAUGGGUUUCUCAGCCAAACUCGUUCAGCCUCUUCCUCUGUUGAACACAACAACAGCAAGAAGAUCCGCUUCGGAAAACAUGAAUUGUGCAUCCCCGUUUCUUGGAUCCACCCACAAGCUCCGCCUCCCCAGGCCCAUUGUCUCGUCGACCCGAACCCAUUUCGGGUCAGGAUCAGGAUCGGCCCCUGCUAUUGUCGCUGUCAAAUCGGAUGUCAUCAAGGAUAAUAAGAAGCCCAAAUCCGAUGUCUCCAAUCUCCUAAUUACAAAAGAAGAAGGGUUGGAGGUCUAUGAGGACAUGAUUCUUGGAAGAGCUUUUGAGGAUAUGUGUGCCCAAAUGUAUUACAGGGGAAAAAUGUUUGGUUUUGUUCAUUUGUACAAUGGCCAAGAGGCAGUCUCCUCUGGCUUCAUCAAGCUCUUGAAAAAGGAAGACUCAGUUGUUAGCACAUACCGAGAUCAUGUCCAUGCUCUCAGCAAGGGGGUCCCUGCUUCCCAAGUCAUGAGCGAGCUCUUUGGCAAGACCACAGGUUGUUGCCGUGGCCAGGGAGGCUCUAUGCACAUGUUCUCUAAGGAGCACAAUGUCCUUGGUGGCUUUGCCUUUAUUGGGGAAGGCAUUCCCGUGGCCACAGGGGCUGCCUUUACCAGCAAGUAUCGCAGAGAAGUUUUGAAAGAAGCUGACUGUGAUCAUGUCACAAUGGCUUUCUUCGGGGAUGGGACUUGCAAUAAUGGCCAAUUCUUUGAGUGCUUAAACAUGGCAGCCUUGUGGAAGUUGCCUAUCAUUUUUGUUGUGGAGAACAAUCUGUGGGCAAUUGGGAUGUCCCACUUGAGAGCCACUUCUGAUCCACAGAUUUGGAAGAAGGGGCCAGCAUUUGGGAUGCCAGGAAUUCAUGUUGAUGGGAUGGAUGUCUUGAAGGUAAGGGAGGUGGCAAAGGAAGCUGUUGGGAGGGCUAGGAGGGGAGAAGGUCCUACUCUAAUUGAGUGUGAAACUUAUAGGUUCAGAGGUCACUCAUUAGCUGAUCCUGAUGAGCUUCGUGACCCAGCUGAGAAGGCUCACUAUGCUGCUCGAGAUCCCAUUACAUCUUUGAAGAAAUACAUGGUUGACAACAAUCUCGCCACUGAAGCUGAAUUGAAAGCUAUCGAGAAGAAAAUUGAUGAAGUGAUCGAAGAAGCUGUAGAGUUUGCAGAAGAAAGUCCAGCACCAUCCAGAAGCCAGCUGUUGGAAAAUGUGUUUGCAGAUCCAAAAGGCUUUGGAAUUGGACCAGAUGGAAAAUACAGAUGCGAGGAUCCAAAGUUUACUGAAGGAACCGCUCAAGUCUAACGUCUCAGCAAAUUCCGUCUGGUUUUCAGUUAUGUUAUAACUGUACCCGUCAAGCAGUGUUACUUUUCUAGAUGUGUUUAUGUUGUUAAUUGACGAAAAAUGUGGAUUAGGUGUUUUCUCUUAUUUCAGUUUUGGGAAGGUGAAUUGUGUUUUUAAAUGUAAAAUUUUUAUUAUCUGGAUUCCUUGGGUAUUUAAAUGAAAGGCUUUUAAUAUUA